Molecule: messenger RNA, 2342 nt
Organism: Carassius gibelio (silver crucian carp)
Lineage: Eukaryota; Metazoa; Chordata; Actinopteri; Cypriniformes; Cyprinidae
Product: methyl-CpG-binding domain protein 3-like
Exons: 7
Coding region: 109-927 (272 amino acids)
Molecular function (GO): DNA binding
Source: RefSeq, a predicted model, not a curated record
GAGUCUUGAUUCAGAUGUUCGAGCGGUGAGCGGAUCGAGAGCAGCGCCAGCGCCGUCUUUAACCCUAAACAUCCACAGCUUUUCCUCCAGAGAUACUCCGGGAGAAACAUGGAGAGGAAAAGGUGGGAGUGCUCGGCUCUCCCAAAUGGUUGGAAAAGGGAAGAAGUGACCAGAAAGUCGGGCUUGUCCGCGGGGAAAAGUGAUGUCUAUUAUUUUAGUCCAACAGGGAAGAAGUUUCGGAGUAAACCACAGCUGGCCCGGUAUCUGGGGAACUCCAUGGAUCUCAGCUCCUUUGAUUUCCGCACGGGGAAGAUGAUUAUGAGCAAGCUGAAUAAGAACAGACAGCGGCUUCGGCACGAUCCCAGUCAGAGCAAGGGUAAACCGGAUCUGAACACGUCACUGCCGGUCCGACAGACGGCGUCUAUCUUCAAACAGCCCGUCACUAAGGUCACGAAUCAUCCUAGCAACAAGGUUAAGACGGACACUCAGAAAGCUGUCGAGCAGCCCAGACAGCUGUUCUGGGAGAAGAAGCUGAGUGGACUCAACACGUAUGAUAUCGCCGAGGAGCUGGUGAAGACCAUGGAUCUUCCUAAAGGAGUGCAAGGUGUGGGUCCGGGAUACACGGAUAAGACGCUGCUCUCGGCUCUAGCGAGCGCCCUGCACACCAGCUCGGCUCCCAUCACCGGUCAGCUGUCGUCCGCGGUGGAGAAGAACCCCGGGGUCUGGCUCAACACCACACAGCCUCUGUGCAAAGCCUUCAUGGUGACGGACGAAGACAUCAGGAAGCAGGAGGAUCUGGUGUACAGCGUGAGGAAGAGGCUGGAGGAAGCGCUCAUGGCAGACAUGCUCGCACACAUCGAGGAAGUCUCCACUGAGUCCAGAUCUCUGAAGGAAGAGUCCAGCGACGAGGAAACUGAGUCCGUUUAGCUGAAUGAGAUCGAUCUGGACCACGGUUUUCUUCCUCUUCAAACCCAAAGACUUGAGCUGAUCUCUAUGCAGAAACUCUCCUGCUGUGAAUCUUUGUUUUACUCUAACAUUUUAUAAAACUAAACUCACUGUUUUCCUGGCUUUUCUGUAUUUGUGUACAGUGCCUUUAAUGUUUGGCUCCAUCAUGUCCGUGAGGUUUGGGUUUGUCCACAAGUCCAGGUUGUUUUCUUUUAUUCAGGCAUCGUAAGUUAAGUUUUGCACUUGUCUUUUUUUUUUAUAUAUAUAUAUAUAUAUUUACAAACGAAAACCAUGUUUUUAUGAACGAUUAUGGAAAUAAUCUACUAUUAGUACAUAUUGGUUUGCAAUGGCUGGUACAAACAAGGUGCUCGAUUCUUCCUGGUUGCUUUCUAUUUUAGCUUUUGUUACAGUGCUAUUUGAUAUAAUAUGUGUCUCUGGAUUACAAAAGCAGUCUUGAGUCUCUGGGAUAUAUUUGUAGUAAUAGCCAGGUAUACAUUGUAUGGGUCACAAUUAAUAAUUUUUCUUUUAUGCCAAAAAUCAUUAGGAUAUUAAGUAAAAAUCAUGUUCCAUGAGGAUAUUUAGUAAAUCUCCUACUGUAAAUAUCAAAACUUAAUGUUUGAUUAGUAAUAUGCAUUGCUAAGAGCUUAAUUUGAACAACUUUAAAGAUGAAUUUCUCAAUAUUUCGAUUUUUUUGCUCCCUCAGAUUCCAGAUUUUCAAAUAGUUGUAUCUCAAACAAAUAUUGUCCUCCGAACAAACCACACAUCACUGGAGAGAUGAUUUAUUCAUAUUUCAGAGGAUGCAUAUAUAUCAAUUUUGACACUUAAGACUUCAGGUUUUGUGCUCCAGGGUCACAUAUAAGCUCUUACAUUGGUGCUUUUAGGUUUUUGUAUUCGUGAAUCUAUCCAUGCAUGGCUGAUAUCAGUGAAUAUUGGAAGAAAUGGACAGUUUUCCAAUAUUUGUGGAGUUAUAUUUCAAUGACAUGAGAUUGGAUCAAGCUGUUUGUGUUGCUGUUUGAAGUUGGUACAUGUGUCAUUAUUCACUGAUGCAUCAUGGGAUAUUAUUAUGGACUGAACACUUACAGCACAGAAAUCUGCAGGAUAUGCAUCUGUUCAUCCAGUGUUUGUUCGGUCAGUAGAUGGCUUGUUUUUCAUUUACACUAAUUCUUCAUAUACCCAGGAUUGAAUUUAAUAUAUGACUGACUCAUACUGACUUUAUUUUGUUUUCCCGUCACGAAUGAUUGCACUGUGCAGUCGUAUUUGAGAAAAGCAGGAGAGGUGUUUGUGUGUUGCCCUUUAUUUGCAAGAAAUCUUAGAUAUUUUUGAGUAUACAAACCUUGUAGCGGAGAGACACAUUAUUUUGUAAACUUGGAAAAUAAAAGACUUUCAACAAAUGUCAA